Molecule: messenger RNA, 354 nt
Organism: Rotaria sp. Silwood1
Lineage: Eukaryota; Metazoa; Rotifera; Eurotatoria; Philodinida; Philodinidae
Source: the annotation of a GenBank genome assembly
AUGUGGACUUUUCAUCAUGACGAUAACACUGCAUUUGCUGUUGAACCAUAUUUACCACCAACUCGAAUACUACGAUGUUACAAUUGUCAAGUUUAUGAUGAUCAUAUUGCAGCUCAUUGUCCAAACAAAGAUAAUACAGUUUGCUUCAGAUGCGCUCAGCAUCAUCCUUAUAAUUCAAAUUGUUAUAAUGUUAUUAAAUAUGCUCACUGCCAAGGUGAUCAUAUGGUAGGUGAUCCAAGUUGUUCGAUUAAGUCGGGAAAACGUCAAGAAAAAAAUCAACGAUUGAAAAUAUUAAAUGGAACAUCCACUUCAACAGCUCAACAACAGCACAAACAAGUCUGGUCUGGCAAUUAA